Sabethes cyaneus is the source of this 1057-nucleotide messenger RNA. RefSeq names its product fibrinogen C domain-containing protein 1-like. Bases 108 to 1013 code for a protein of 301 amino acids. NCBI's taxonomy places the organism in Eukaryota, Metazoa, Arthropoda, Insecta, Diptera, Culicidae. The transcript has 3 exons. The record is from RefSeq and is a predicted model, not a curated record.
ACUUAUUUUCCACGAAGUUGUUCACAUUUUCAAAAUGCUUCCGCUAGGAGUAUUUAAGAGUUUGAACAUUUCAUACAAUCUCAGUGCUUAACGAUCAGUAAUCCAACAUGUUUGUGAAAUUGGCGCUACUUUCUGUUCUAGUUACUCUCGCAGUUACAGUCAAAAAUACCAUUGCACAAAGCAAUGAAUUUAAUUCGAAGGUAUUGUUUCCUGAUUCCUUCCUGACCAUUCCUGAUUUGAGCGCAAUCAAGUCAAAUAUGCAAGAGCUCAAUUCCAAGAUCGAGGGUUUAGAGAAAACUGUACAACGAAUUGAAACUCGAGUUACAAUUUUACCAUCGCCGUCCCUUUACGAGGCAAGAAAUUUACCACAAACGUGUGCGGAAAUAUCGGAUCUCGAAUCGGGACUGUAUCGCAUUCAGCCACAGGCUGGAUUUUCCGAUGCCUUCGAAGUUUAUUGCGAGCAGCAAUACGAGCGUGGCGGUUGGACGGUCAUCCAAAAUCGAUAUGAUGGUUCGGUUAAUUUUUUUAGAGGUUGGAAGGAAUACGAAGAUGGCUUCGGGGAUCUCCGUGGAGAGUUUUGGCUGGGAUUGAGGAAAAUACAUGAACUGACGUACGUUAAACGGCACGAGCUGCAUGUUGUACUGGAGGACUUUAAUGGGACAAUUGUGACGGCGCAGUACGACCGGUUUAUAGUAGAGGGGUCAGAGAUGAAGUAUAAUUUGAACAGUUUGGGAAACUACACUGGAACUGCAGGAGAUUCACUUGCCCUGCAUUUGGGAAACAUGUUUACGACUAUUGAUAAAGACAAUGAUUGGUGGAAAAACGGUAAUUGUGCACAAUAUAAUAGAGGAUGUUGGUGGUAUAAUAACUGCGGCAAUAGUAAUCUGAACGGGCUGUAUCGGGAAGGAACAGGGCAAAACAUUCUCCAUGUUAUGUUUUGGUAUGGCUUUCCUGGAUCUACCAACGGAUUAAAACGAUCGCGAAUGAUGAUUAGACCUUUUAAGAACAUUUAAAAUACUUGUACGGAUUAUCGGAAUAAUUUUUUUAAGCUCUGAAU